Panicum hallii is the source of this 1887-nucleotide messenger RNA. Its product is annotated as TBC1 domain family member 15-like. Bases 235 to 1596 code for a protein of 453 amino acids. Gene Ontology annotation, biological process: activation of GTPase activity. The transcript has 11 exons. Gene Ontology annotation, molecular function: GTPase activator activity. NCBI's taxonomy places the organism in Eukaryota, Viridiplantae, Streptophyta, Magnoliopsida, Poales, Poaceae. The record is from RefSeq and is a predicted model, not a curated record.
CUCCCCUCCUGCUCCUCCUGCGGUCCCUACUCCCAGGAGGUGGGCAGGAAGGAAGGCUGGUUCGAGGGGGGAUUGGCUCCGGCUCCACUCCAUCGCGUGCCAUUCCUCUUGGUUGUGGUUACUUUGGCCGUUUCUUGAGGUCAACCUUGGAAGGCCAAUUGCUGUUGUUCCAAGCAUCUUCAUUGGAUUUGACCUCUUCGUCUUGUGGCGUGCUGCCAUUGAUUGAGCUCGAAGAUGAUGAAAUGGGGGCUCGGUAGUGGCACGCCCGCGGAUUCCUACUACGAGGUCCGGUCGGAUUGCACGGACGAUGUGCCCAAGAGCAAGUUCAAGAUCAAGGCCGGAAAAACAUUAAGUGCUCGGAAAUGGCAUGCUGCAUUUAGCCCCGAUGGCUGUCUGGAUAUUGCCUCAGUCCUAAGACGGAUACAAACAGGAGGUGUGCAUCCAACAGUCAGGGGGGAGGUUUGGGAAUUCUUACUUGGCUGUUUCGAUCCCAGAAGUACCUUCGAUGAGAGGGAAGAGAUCAGGCAAAUACGCAGGUUACAGUAUGCUAGAUGGAAGGAAGACUGUCGAGAGAUGGAUUCUCAUGUUGGUAGCGGCAAAAUUAUCACAGCACCACUUAUCACUGAGGAUGGCAGACCUAUUAAGGAUCCUCUGGUUUUACUUGAGGCUACUGCCGACAGGAACAAUUCAGAAGGUGCUCCAGCUACCAGCAGAAAUAAUGGAAUUGAAAUAGAUGAAACUGCAGAACGCAUUACAGAUAAGCAAAUUAUCGAGUGGAAGUUGACAUUACAUCAAAUUGGGCUUGAUGUGUUACGCACUGAUCGCACCAUGGUAUUCUAUGAGAACAAAGAGAACCUUUCCAAAUUAUGGGAUAUUCUAGCUGUGUACGCAUGGAUUGACAAGGAUGUCGGUUACUGUCAAGGAAUGAGUGAUUUAUGCUCACCAAUGAUAGUGCUACUCAAUGAUGAAGCAGAUGCAUUUUGGUGCUUUGAGAAAUUGAUGCGUAGAUUGCGAGGAAAUUUCAAAUGCACAGAUCAAUCUGUGGGAGUAGCCAACCAACUUCAACACCUUGCGUCUAUUAUUCAGGUUCUUGACCCGAAGCUACAUGACCAUCUAGAAACUCUCGGUGGAGGUGACUACCUUUUUGCAUUCCGUAUGUUCAUGGUGCUAUUUCGGCGUGAAGUAUCAUUUGGAGACUCCUUAUACCUGUGGGAGAUGAUGUGGGCUCUGGAAUACGACCCUGACAUAUUCUUCGCAGCGUGUGAAGAACAAGGUGCAGUACACAAAAAUAAAGUUUCUAAAUCCAAACUGAGAGGGCUGCGCCAUUUUGGCAAGUGGGAUAAGGAUAAGGAUAAGGAAAAUACAAAGAAUGGAUCCGAGGAUGGUGAAGAUGGUCCGGUACCAAUUUCAGUUUUCAUGGUUGCAAGUGUUCUUAAAGAAAAGAGGGAAAAGCUGUUACAAGAAGCUAGAGGACUGGAUGAUCUUAUCAGGAUAUUGAAUGAUGUAAAUGGGAACUUAGAUGCUAAGAAGGCUUGCGCCGGAGCAUUGAAACUUCACAAGAAAUACCUGAAAAAGGUACAAGCAAAGAAACCUUGAAGGCGCCAUGGAACAUACCUCCCCAAUGGGUUAUUCUUACCAUUUGAAAAUACACGACCAUUUUUCACACACAAUUUUGAGUGAAGGUUCAUAGGACACAGGUGAUAAUCAUCUGAACAUGUCCUCGUAUACACCGGCUCUGAUGUUACCGGGCUAGUGGGUUGAGUACAGGAUGAGUGCAACCGGCUGUAUGUAUGUAACGUUCUUUGUACUCCAGAAUUUUGUUGGCUGUACAGACAGAAGGUAUCAUGCCUUGCCUACACAAUUAUUUCAAUACAAGUUGAAAUGAGC